This is a messenger RNA of Monosiga brevicollis MX1, 831 nucleotides long. RefSeq lists its product as uncharacterized. The record is from RefSeq and is a predicted model, not a curated record. Lineage: Eukaryota; Choanoflagellata; Craspedida; Salpingoecidae. The transcript has 3 exons. The coding region runs from base 1 to 831 and encodes 276 amino acids.
AUGGCUUCCUUGGAGCUGCUGAAUGCCGUGCGGCGAAUGCGCACGGCGGCGGUGGGCAUUCCCAUGGAGGAGGGAUAUAUGACUGGAGCAAACAUCAAAGCCUGGCUGGGAGGCCACCUUCAGUCCAAGCACGCCAGCAAGGCUCUUCUUAAGGAGCUCGCUCGUCAUGAAAUUUUGUGCCGGAAAGAUGGAAAGCGCUUCAAGGGUGCACUUCGCAAACAUGCCUUAUAUUGUUGGCACCCAGACUACCACGACCUUCUUGCUGGGGAGGACGAAGAUGCGCCUACCGCCGACACCACCGGUGUGCGCCCAAUGGCAAGUAGCGCAAACGUCUCCUGGCACAGCAAGCAAGCGCUCGACACCCGGGCUUGCUCGCCAUCAGCUUGCUCCAAAGGUUCAACCUCCAUGCAGCAGACAUCCAGUCGCUGUUUGAGCCCACGUUCACCGCACCAGAACUCGCUCAGCUUCCACAGCAUUCAGCAGCGUUCCGUGUCCCGCCUACAAAUUGGCUCUCCAAGUGCACCCGCGCCCCUCUCGCGUCAAACCUCCUGCCACGAUCGCCCCAUCCCCAUCCCCGAGAGCCCCGAGGCCGAGGAUGAAAACAGUCCUAAACGAUCCGCUCGGACACGCAAUGUGAUGAGUUUGGACCAGGAUUUAAGCAAGCAAGCAUCCUCAUCGGUCUCAAGCGGGCGUGUAGCAUCCGCCGCCAACCACCAGAGGUCCAAACCACGUGUUUCCUUUGACACGGCAACAGCUCACCAGCUGAACAAUGUGAUGCAAGGGGCGGCCGACCUGUAUGUUCGUGCUGCAACAAGUCAAAGGCCACGCUGA